Molecule: messenger RNA, 3372 nt
Organism: Camellia sinensis
Lineage: Eukaryota; Viridiplantae; Streptophyta; Magnoliopsida; Ericales; Theaceae
Source: RefSeq, a predicted model, not a curated record
CUCCCUUCAAAAUCAAAAUCCAAAAAUUCAGCCCGCAGUGAACUCGAAUCUUGGUCCAUUUACAUUAUGAGAGAGAAGAAUAAAAAAAUUGAAACUAUACUCCUGCCAAACAGCAUCACAAUUUCACAAAGCAUUCGAUAGUUCACAAAUGCGAAAUACCACAAUAAAUUUCCAAAAUCAAACAAAUAAUUCCAAAAUGCAACAUACUUAAGGCGUUGAAGAUCAAGAAUAGCUCUGGUUGAAGACCAAUUAUUUGCUGGUAAACCGUGUAACCUCUGAGUAGUCGAAAAAUCUCCGAGUCUCUUACAUCGAGUUUGCCUGGAGGAGUUGCAACAGAGGCUGACAAAAUUGACGAACAAGAGUCCGCUUGUGUUAAAGGCGAAGACUGAAGAAGAAGAAGAAAACGAGGUUUGAGAGACCACCGUAGUAACGCCAAUGAAGAUCACCGCCGGUAGAUCUUUGCCUUCGCAAAUCGCCAACCCAUAUCUUAUGAAUGAAAUCUGUGAUGCUACUGUGGGGAAACACAACGUAUGGAAAAAUGGACGGGUACCCAUCCCGACCCAUAUCCUAUAAAUAUUUUAAAAAAUCACUUAAUUGACCCGACGGUGGAAAAAUAUACUAUCGGAUCUCUGGAUGUCAUAAGAUGCCAGGGUCUUGAGGAGACCAAAUCCAAGUGCAUAGAUACUCAUACAACUUUUCUAGUCUGGAUUUCACAUCAUUAUCCACAUCCACAGAGCAGCAGCACUUGCACUGCUAAGAAGAAGAAGGUCCGACAACCAGUCGCAACGGCAGCCGCCAUGAGGAGUUCGGAUCCGCCGAUGGCUAAGAAGGUGAAUCACGAGAUGGACGAGAUGUUUGGCGAUGUGAGGGUUGACUCCUACUACUGGCUCCGCGACGAUUCUCGUUCUGAUCCCGAUGUCCUCUCUUAUCUCCAACAGGAAAAUGAUUACACCGACUUCCUCAUGUCUGGGACCAAACACUUAGAAGACCAGAUAUAUGCUGAGAUAAGGGGACGAAUCAAGGAGGAUGACAUUUCUGCUCCAAUACGCAGGGGGCCUUACCACUACUAUGAAAGGACCUUGGAGGGAAAGGAAUACAUUCAGCAUUGCCGCUGCCUAGUAUCUGACAAUGGGGCUCCACCCUCUAUUUAUGAUGUUUUGCCAACUGGACCAGAUGCUCCUCCUGAGCAUGUUAUACUCGAUGAGAAUGUAAAGGCUCAAGGGCAUGCAUUUUAUAGCAUUGGUGCUUUUGAAGUUAGUCCAAAUAAUAAGUUGGUAGCAUAUGCAGAAGACACUAAAGGAGAUGAGAUCUACCACGUUUAUAUCAUUGAUGCUGAGACUGGAACGUGUGUGGGAAAGCCUCUAGUUGGUGUAAAAUCAAAUAUUGAAUGGGCAGGUGAUGAUGCUUUACUUUAUGUUACAAUGGAUGCAACCCUUCGUCCAGAGAAGGUGUGGCUACAUAACUUGGGGAUGGAACAAUCAAACGACUUGUGCCUUUAUCAUGAAAAAGAUGACAUGUUCUCUGUCAGAGUUGAGGCUUCUGAGAGCAAGAAAUUUUUGUUCAUUGCAUCUGCAAGUAAAACUACAACUUUUGUCUUCUAUUUUGACAUUUCAAAGCCUGAAAACGGGCUUAUGCAAUUGACACCUCGGCUAGAUGGUAUUGACACGUCAGUUAGCCAUCGUGGAAAUCAUUUUUUCAUCAAGAGGAGAAGUGACCAGUUUUUCAAUUCAGAAUUACUAGCAUGCCCACUGGACAAUAUAUCUGCAACCUCAGUUCUUAUCCCUCAUCGGGAAAGUGUAAAGAUUCAGGACAUACAACUUUUUAAUGAUCAUCUUGUCGUAUAUGAGCGUGAAAAGGGCCUUCCCAAAGUAACUAUAUAUGGCCUUCCACCCAUUGGAGAACCACUUGAAAGGCUUCAAGGUGGUCAGGCUGUUGACUUUAUUGAUCCUGUUUAUUCAGUGGAUCCAUCAGAAUCACAAUUUUCUUCCAGCAUUUUAAGAUUUUUUUAUAGCUCAUUGACGACACCGGACUCCGUUUAUGAUUACGAUAUGAACACAGGGAUUUCGGUACUGAAGAAGAUUGAAACAGUCUUGGGAGGUUUUGAUGCCUUAAAUUAUGUAACCGAAAGGCAAUGGGCCACUGCUCCAGAUGGAACUCAAAUCCCUAUAUCAAUUGUUUAUCAAAGAAAUAUUGUGAAGCUUGAUGGGUCUGAUCCGUUACUACUUUCUGGUUAUGGUUCCUAUGAGUAUUGUCUGGAUCCUGAUUUCAAGGCAUCAAGACUGUCUUUGUUGGACCGGGGUUUUAUUUAUGCAAUUGCUCACAUUCGUGGGGGUGGUGAAAUGGGGAGACAGUGGUAUGAAGACGGAAAACUGUUGAAGAAGCAAAAUACUUUCACAGAUUUUAUUGCUUGUGCAGAAUAUCUCAUAGAGAAAAGUUACUGUGCAAAAGAAAACUUGUGUAUUGAAGGAGGAAGUGCAGGGGGAUUGCUUAUUGGUGCUGCUCUUAACAUGCGGCCUGAUUUAUUCAAGGUUGCUGUAGCUGAAGUACCUUUUGUGGAUGUUUUGACAACAAUGCUUGAUCCAACUAUUCCUCUUACAACGUCAGAGUGGGAGAUACACGUGUUAUGUAUUCCGAACCUGCCAAGUUUGUGGCAAAGUUGAGAGAUAUGAAGACUGAUGAUAACAUGCUAUUAUUCAAAUGUGAAUUCGGUGCUGGGCACUCUUCAAAGUCUGGAAGGUUUGAGAAGCUCCAAGAAGAUGCCUUCAUCUUUGCUUUUAUAAUGAAGGCUUUAAACAUGGUUCCUCCCAUCAGCUCAGGUGAAAACUGAGUCAAAUGGAGAAUGGUACCCACUUCUCAUUUGGAAGGUGUCGAUUGAAGCUUGUAUCAUAUUGAGAGAAAAAUGGCAUUUAGAGGGGAAGGGGAAGCGGAAGAGGAAGGGGAGCGGGAGGGGGGGAGAGCCUUUCUGUUGAGAAAAUUCCUUGCUGUCAUACUAGCUUGCUUAUUCUUUCUGUCAAGAGUUGUGUCCUUUUUUCCUGUUUGUUACUACUGGUAUCAAACAAGAUGAUAUUUUAAUAAAGCAUGUCACGCUGUAGGUGUUGCUUGUUGAAGUUGGAAACUCCUUAAUAUGGCAGCAUACCUUUCACACUUCAAAGUUGGAAAUGUCACAAAUAUAUCAGUGGCUACUUUUUCUUUUUAUGGUGUGGGGUUUAUAAUUGGGAAAAUUUUAGGUUUUUGAGUUAGUUAUUCAUUCCAUGUUGAUGCAAAAUCAAGGAAGUACACAAAAUAUUAGGUUACACAUCUUUUAGCAGCUGUGUACAUUGAAAAGUUGGUAGUAGAUGAAAUACAGGCAUGGUUGUAUCUCAAUUGUGAAGU